AAUCCUAAAUCUAAAACCAUAAUAAUUUUUUUUUAAAAAAGGGCAAAAAAAAAAAAAAAAAAACCAUCUAAUUUCCAAAAGUAAAUGCAACUAUGCAAGUUGUCUAAUUUGUGGCGCCAAAUAAUCCAAGACUUAACGGUUUUCAAUGAAAACCACAGAACCCAAUAAAAAAGGCCCAAACGUAAAAAGCCCCACUCAAUCUGUAACCAAAAUGGCUCUCUCCACCACAGUCCCUUCUUCUUUCCCCUCCUCACUCCCCAAAACCUUCACUUCCCCAUCUCCCAAGAAGCUUCACAUCUCUUCCUUUCCCCUUUCUAAUUCAUCCAAAUCUCCUUCGAAUCACCUAGAUAAUGACGAUUCCAAGAGAUCCAGGAAGUUAUCGGAGCAGUCGUCGUGGGAGGCGAAGGAUGCAGAAGGGAGAGACUAUCUCUAUCGGCUCGGCAAAGAGGCCGACAACAUGAACAUCGCAGUCGGAGCUAGGGCUGGUGUUAUCGACGACCUUUUCACCGGGAGUUUUCUCGGAAAAGAUUCCGACAUUGUGUUUGAUUACCGGCAGAAGGUGACGAGGUCGUUCGAGUAUCUACAAGGGGAUUACUACAUUGCUCCACUGUUUAUGGAUAAAGUUGUAUGCCACAUCGUAAAGAACUACCUAGCUCAUCUUCUCAAUGUAAAAGUUCCUUUGAUCCUAGGUAUUUGGGGAGGAAAAGGUCAAGGAAAAUCAUUCCAAACUGAACUCAUUUUCCAGGCUAUGGGAAUUGAACCAGUAAUUAUGUCUGCGGGUGAACUAGAAUCCGAAAGGGCUGGAGAACCAGGAAAAUUGAUUCGUGAACGCUAUAGAACAGCUUCUCAAGUGGUCCAGAAUCAAGGCAAAAUGAGUUGUUUGAUGGUCAAUGACAUUGAUGCUGGGCUUGGUAGAUUUGGGAAUACUCAAAUGACAGUCAACAACCAAAUUGUUGUUGGGACUCUGAUGAAUUUAUCAGACAAUCCAACCAGAGUUAGUGUCGGACAAGAUUGGAGGGAAUCAGAUAUUACAAACAGGAUACCCAUCAUUGUCACAGGAAAUGAUUUUUCAACAAUUUAUGCUCCCUUGAUUCGUGAUGGAAGGAUGGAAAAGUUUUACUGGUAUAAUGAGCUGGAAUAGGUCUUGAUUUCAUUUUUUGCAGGUUUGCUUUAAAGUAAACUGCUUUAACUUGGUGACUAUGGGUAUGCUCAUGAGAUGGUUUGCAGCAUUGCAUAAUUUGUUUUUAUUGCCGACCAUGAAUUUGUUGCAUAUGAUCUAUAAUUGCAUAAAACUUUAUGCAUAAAACAAUUUACUGCUU
Messenger RNA from Rubroshorea leprosula, 1319 nucleotides. The record is from the annotation of a GenBank genome assembly. NCBI's taxonomy places the organism in Eukaryota, Viridiplantae, Streptophyta, Magnoliopsida, Malvales, Dipterocarpaceae.